Ostreobium quekettii is the source of this 1233-nucleotide messenger RNA. NCBI's taxonomy places the organism in Eukaryota, Viridiplantae, Chlorophyta, Ulvophyceae, Bryopsidales, Ostreobiaceae. The record is from the annotation of a GenBank genome assembly.
AUGGUCGCCACGGCUCCCACAAAGGGCAUGGUGGCAUUGAAGGAGCAGGUGCAGGGCAAGGUUACCAGCAUCGGACAGAACGUGGCGAAGCAGCUGCAAGGCGGUGAGUCAACGUCGGGUGGGCAACAGAAAGCCCAACAGGCAGCUGGCAAUUGCGAGCUGAAGAAGCUUUCCCACAGCCAAGGUGCGAGGCCAUCCGCGCCACCGUCGCCUGCGGGGGGAAAGUCGAGCGGCAGCGGCACGCCGCCCAAGACGUCGCCAUCUAGAAGUUGCAUAAUUGCGCCAGACUUCCCUCCGGAAGUCCAGGCGGGUGUCGCAAGGCUGGAGGCGGUGGCAAAGAAGGUCCAGCCACCUUCCGGCGAGAAGAAGAAGAUCCCCGCCGUGUUGAACGACCAGCUGCACAGCGACGUGGCGGUGUUCACCAGCUACUGCGAGAUGGGCCGCAGCGCCGCCGCCAAGCUGGUGGCCGACCUCAUGCGCUUCAUGGACCCCUUCACGAGCAAAGAGAACUUGAGGAAGAAGUUCAUGAGCAAGAGGUCGACCCAGGGAGAGGAAACUGCCCGAGAGAGGGAGAAGACGUUGAACCGGGUCAAGGGGAAGCUGCAUCGGGCCAUCCAGGAUCGCAUGCUUGCCGCCAAGCGCGAAGAAAGUGGCCCCUCGCCUUCGCACAAGAACGAGCCUGCCAACAAUGAAGAUGAUGAUUUCCAGUCGCCUCAGGGCACCAAGCCCCGCGGGCGGUCCCGAAAUUUGCCGUGGAACAAGAAGAUCCAGAGGCUUCUGUACGACGCGGUCAGUGCGCAUCAGAAAAGGCGGGAUGCAGGGGACGAGGUCGCAGAAUCCAUUCUUGGCGAAUUGCUGAGCUACUGGCCACCAGGCUGCGUGACCGAGGAGGCCAUGAUGCAAAACAUCCUGAAGGAGCGGCGGCGAAGAGAGUCCGCAGCAGCGCUCGCGGAGAAAGCGUCGCAAUCCCAGCCAACUGCUGAGACGAAGACAGUCCAAAACAGUCAGCCAGGCGGCGAAAACAGCCAGCCAGGCAACACGCAAGGUCUUCCACCCCGGCGACAGAGUACCACCGAGCCUGAGCAUCAGGAUGGGGUUGCUGUCCGGGGCUCCCAAGACGCCAACAAGGUCAACGGGGCAUCUCAGAUUCAAAACCCUGUCGCCGCGGCCCCAGUCCACAGCCCCGUCGCCGCCAUUCCCACCAGCGGGCAGAGUAGCCAAACCCCCAUUUGA